Molecule: messenger RNA, 1417 nt
Organism: Galleria mellonella (greater wax moth)
Lineage: Eukaryota; Metazoa; Arthropoda; Insecta; Lepidoptera; Pyralidae
Product: deoxynucleoside kinase-like
Exons: 5
Coding region: 181-981 (266 amino acids)
Biological process (GO): nucleobase-containing compound metabolic process
Cellular component (GO): mitochondrion; cytoplasm
Molecular function (GO): deoxynucleoside kinase activity; ATP binding
Source: RefSeq, a predicted model, not a curated record
UCAAAAUCAUGUGCAUUCUACUAUGAUGAAAAUUUGUCAAUUUUUUCAUCUUUAUUCAUUGUUUACUUUACCUUUGAAAAAUUUUACUCAUUUUGUUUCAUUUAUUACUACAAAAAUAUUCAAGUAAAUUAUAAGAAUAUCUGAGGAAUAUGAAAUGUAAUUAUAAUUUAAUCAAUAGAAAUGCUAAGAAGUCGUAUUUCAACAUUAUUUUUUGAAGCACAACGGUGUUUCUUUAAAAUGAAUUCGGAAAAUAGAAAGCCUUUCACCGUUUUAGUCGAAGGAAAUAUUGGAAGCGGCAAAACGACUUUUUUGGAACAUUUUCGGCAAUUUGAAGAUAUUACUUUACUGACGGAACCAGUGGAGCAAUGGCGCAAUUUACGAGGAUGGAAUCUUUUAGAUCUGAUGUACAAAGAUCCAGCGAAAUGGGCAAUGACCUUUCAGUCUUACGUGUCAUUGACCAUGGUGGACAUGCAUUUAAGGCCUACGCCGACCCCUGUGAAAUUAAUGGAGCGAUCGAUCUUUAGUGCUAGAUACUGUUUUGUUGAGAACAUGUUGAGAAAUGGAAUACUUCAUGAGGCAGAAUUUGCUGUUCUAGAUGAGUGGUUCCGGUUUAUUCAACAACAUAUGUCUAUUGAUGCUGAUCUUAUAGUUUAUUUGAAAACAUCACCAUCUGUUGUUCAUGAAAGAAUAAGGAAAAGAGCUAGAUCUGAAGAGCAGUGUGUACCACUGAAGUAUUUAGAAGAUCUCCAUCAAUUGCAUGAAGACUGGCUGGUAAACAGGGCUUUUGCUGAGUGCCCUGCCCCAGUUGUGAUAAUUGAUGCAGAUUUAGAUUUGUCACAAAUAACAGACGAAUACAAGAAGAGUGAACACCAAAUUCUUAGGAAAGCUGUCGAUGUGGUGAUGCGGUCGCCAAACAAGCUAAGUCCAAAGAAACCCGUCACAGGUUCACCCAUAAAGAUAGUGCCCCAAAUGAGACUGUAACAUUGACUGCAUUUUUUAAUUUUACAAACAAAUCUAUUUAUAUAUACUGUAACGGACUAAUUAAAUGACUAUUUCCUGAUUUUGUAAUAUAUAUUCUUACAAAUAUGUAUAUUUAAAGAAAUAAAAUAAUUUUGACAUAAAGAAUAUUUACAAUAAUAAGUUAAUACACUUAUACCGUUAUAAAUAUUAUUUGAGUAUCAUGAAUGCAGUUUAUGAGUUUUUCAUAGCUUAGGUUUAUCAUUUAAACAUUGAUCCACUAUGAUAAGAUUUACUUAUGACUAAAAAAAUACUUUUAUCUUUCAUAAUAGUCUGUGGAGUGUUAUUUUAUUAAAAGAAAAUACAUUGAGUAAAUCUAAUAUUUUGACAUCAUUGAAUACAGGAGAAUUCAUGUUUUUAAUGUUUAAAAUUUUCAUCAUAUUAUAGAAUUUAUAUGUAU